AUGGAAGACCAAAACAACAGCUCAUAUAAAGAAACUAUAAAAAUACUCCAGCCUAUUUCCCAAAAAGCAAAGCAUAUUGAAAAUAAGUCUAUUUGAAUUAUGAGAGCUGAAGAAAAUAGCGAAUAUGAGCUAUUGAACAAAAUUCAAAGCAAAUAUAACAGAUUUGAUAAUGAGUUUAAUGUAAAUAAAAGCAGAAAUGCAUUUUCACAAGACUCAAAUUUGAGAGAAAUAUCUAGCGCUGAUAUAGGAACUCCUAAGAAAUAUUUGUGAAUGCCAAAAAGCCGAGCUUACAACUUUGGGUUUAUGAGGCCUUCAACAUCACUUGCAAAUAAAAGAAUAAAUAUAGAACUUCCAAACUAUAAAGAAAAGCUUAGCCCUAAAAACGCAAAUUUCUUUUUUAAAGAAGACUGCCAACAAAAUAUUAGGCUUUUCCCAAAAAGAUCGGAAUUCCUGAAAUUGCGAAAAGCGAAAGAAAGAAUUUCUAAGAAAAAAAUGAAGUGAAGGCUGUUAGAGCGAAAUAAUAACAAUAACCAGAUAGAACUGGAUUACGGUUCUAAUAUUAGUUUAAAAAUGAGUAGAUGAAAAUUAAUCCUUAUUUAUUAA
Molecule: messenger RNA, 603 nt
Organism: Blepharisma stoltei
Lineage: Eukaryota; Ciliophora; Heterotrichea; Heterotrichida; Blepharismidae
Source: the annotation of a GenBank genome assembly